Osmia bicornis bicornis is the source of this 2397-nucleotide messenger RNA. It is a transcript of the gene UGP, whose product is annotated as UTP--glucose-1-phosphate uridylyltransferase. The coding region runs from base 672 to 2216 and encodes 514 amino acids. Gene Ontology annotation, molecular function: UTP:glucose-1-phosphate uridylyltransferase activity. Lineage: Eukaryota; Metazoa; Arthropoda; Insecta; Hymenoptera; Megachilidae. Gene Ontology annotation, cellular component: cytoplasm. The transcript has 11 exons. The record is from RefSeq and is a predicted model, not a curated record. Gene Ontology annotation, biological process: UDP-alpha-D-glucose metabolic process; glycogen metabolic process.
AGUGGAGUUUAGUGUUGCAAAGUCACGUUGACCGGCGCAUUAUGAUAAAAAUUCUUCCGUUCGAAGGCCAUGCUGAUAAUACAAUUCUUUCUCUCUUUUAUUCUCUCUCUCUCUCUCUCAAUCUCCUGUAAAUGGUUAUCUAAGGCGAUUCAUUCGUUAGAACUACACCAAUGACCAAUGUACUUCACUGUUUGUACCCACCGAUUUACUAUACGACACGCUUCUCAGUGGUAACCGAGAGUCGCAAGCUCGCGGUCGCAUUUAGUUGGCUCUCGUUCGCGUUCGUACAGUGACAAAGCGUAAACCUUGUCGAAUAUUAUUGACAGAAUUUACUUGUUCAACGUUCUUACUUCUUGGAUCCGUGUGAGAGAUUUCUUUUUUUAAAUAAAUCUCAUCUCCCUUUUCAUAGAACUUUACAAGUAGCAAAGGAACGAAAAGAAAAAAAGAAGAAGAAACGUUUGUUGAUUUGCAUUUGUAAAAGAAAAGAAUUUCUAAUCAAAAACAAAAUAAUUAUUUCUAAUCCAAACAUUUUCAUCGAUUACUGUUCCAAUAAGAAGGACAUUCUAGCGAAAUUUAUACUAGCUUUUUGCUCCCUGUUUCUGAACAAACAUUAUACGGUAUCGGGUGUGAAUUGAAAAGAAAGAAAGAGAAAAAAGAAACGUAAAUCGGUGAUGCACGAUCUUACAAAAUUGGAUGGCGGCGAUGGCGGAGCCAAGCUACUUAUGAAGGGAAGAGAUACACAGGCAUUCCGUGAAAGAACCAAGAGGGAUGCCCUGAUCGAACUUCAACGGGAAUUGGAGAAACUCGAGGGAACAGCUACUACAGGAGAAGUUAAAGAGGAGGUCCACCGGCAAUUCGAAGGAUUCACCCAUCUCUUCAAGAGAUUUCUGCAAGAAGAAGGACCCUCGUUAGAAUGGGAUCGCAUACAAAAGCUUCCCGACGAUGCGAUAAGAGAUUACAAUUCUUUGCCAAUGCCGGAAGGAGAAGAGGUGAGAGCCCUGUUAAAUAAAUUGAUUGUUAUCAAACUAAAUGGAGGGCUUGGAACUAGUAUGGGAUGCCAUGGACCAAAGUCUGUGAUAGCAGUUCGCAAUGGACUUACGUUUCUUGAUCUGACCGUUCAACAAAUUGAGUACUUGAAUAAAACCUAUAAUGCAAAUGUACCUCUAAUUUUGAUGGAUUCCUUCAACACCGAUGACGAUACACAAAGAAUCAUCAGGAAAUAUAAAGGAAUAGACGUUGACAUUUAUACGUUUAAUCAAAGUUGUUAUCCUCGUAUCAACAGAGAUUCGUUACUUCCAAUUGCAAAACAUUGUGAUAUUGCUGAUGAUAUCGAAGCAUGGUAUCCUCCUGGCCAUGGAGAUUUCUAUGAAAGUUUCCGAAAUUCCGGUUUAUUGAAAAAAUUUUUGAAAGAGGGUCGUGAUUAUUGUUUUAUUUCGAACAUCGAUAAUUUGGGUGCUACGGUAGAUUUCAAAAUUCUAAAAUUAUUAUUAGAUAAAACUGAAACGUCACCUCUUGAAUUUCUUAUGGAAGUCACCGACAAAACGCGGGCCGAUGUCAAGGGUGGAACAUUAAUUAAAUACGAGGAUAAGCUACGGCUCCUUGAAAUCGCACAAGUUCCAAAAGAUCAUGCAGAUGAUUUUAAAUCUGUGAAAACAUUCAAGUUUUUCAAUACUAAUAAUUUAUGGAUCAAACUCAGCGCGAUUGAAAGAGUGCUUGAAAAAAAUUCUUUAAAUAUGGAGAUUAUUGUCAACAAUAAGACUUUUUCGAAUGGCUUAAACAUAAUUCAACUAGAAACAGCUGUUGGAGCUGCGAUGAAAUCGUUCGAAGGAAGUAUUGGUAUAAAUGUACCACGCAGUAGAUUUUUACCAGUAAAAAAGACUUCUGACUUGAUGCUUGUUAUGAGUAAUUUAUACACUCUCCGUAAUGGUUCGUUAGUGAUGAGCCCGCAACGCAUGUUUCCUACAACGCCUCUUAUAAAAUUAGGGGAUAAUCACUUUUCUAAGGUUAAAGAAUUUCUUACCAGAUUUCCAGCUAUACCAGAUCUUUUGGAGUUGGAUCAUUUGACGGUGUCUGGUGAUGUUACUUUUGGUAAAGGCGUAACGCUUAAAGGAACGGUUAUUAUUAUUGCUAAUCACGGAGAACGAAUCGAUCUCCCGUCGGGCACAAUUUUAGAGAAUAAAAUUGUUUCUGGUAAUCUACGUAUUUUAGACCAUUAAAUGGAUAUAUUAUGAAAAAAUUUAUUUGUUGUACUCAAAGAAAAAAUGCCUAUAUGUACAUUUAUUUAAAAUUAAAAAUCAAAUAAAUUUUCAACUCUAACUAUGUAAAAAUUUUAUUUUAUAAACUAAAAGUAAAUGUUGUUUUCAUAAAACUAAUAAUGAAUUGUAUCGUUAGAUUCAA